Diorhabda sublineata is the source of this 1137-nucleotide messenger RNA. RefSeq names its product testis-specific serine/threonine-protein kinase 3-like. The coding region runs from base 1 to 1137 and encodes 378 amino acids. NCBI's taxonomy places the organism in Eukaryota, Metazoa, Arthropoda, Insecta, Coleoptera, Chrysomelidae. The transcript has 6 exons. The record is from RefSeq and is a predicted model, not a curated record. Gene Ontology annotation, molecular function: protein serine/threonine kinase activity; ATP binding. Gene Ontology annotation, biological process: protein phosphorylation; intracellular signal transduction.
AUGCCAUCGCCAGUUGCAAGCGUUCAUCAAACUGCCCAUUCCGCUACGGUUCAAGCUGCACAAGAUCUUCCCAAAGAAAAGAAAUUAAGCGUACUUGAAUCCCACGGGUACUAUUUAGGAAAGACUAUCGGUACCGGUUCGUACGCUACUGUACGUGUAGCUCAAUCCGAAAGACACGAAGGACAAGUAGCUAUUAAAAUCGUUAGCAAGUUUUCCGCUCCGGCGGAUUAUCUGAAAAAAUUUCUUCCCAGAGAAAUAGAAGUUGUGAAGGGUUUAAGACAUCAAAAUUUGAUAAGAUUCUUGCAAGCUAUCGAAACCACUCACAGAGUCUACAUAAUCAUGGAAUACGCGGAAAACGGUAGCCUCUUAGAUAUUAUAAGAAAAGAUAAUUUCAUCGAUGAACCGAGAGCUAGAAAAUGGUUCAGACAACUCGUAGAUGGCGUGGAAUACUGUCAUGAUAGAGGUGUAGUCCACAGGGACGUAAAAUGCGAAAAUAUGCUAAUGGACUCCGGCUGGAAUCUAAAAAUAUCAGAUUUUGGUUUCGCCAGAGGUAAUCUGAAGGGUAAAAACGGUCAAAAUAUACUUAGCGAAACUUAUUGUGGUAGUUAUGCUUACGCUUCACCAGAAAUACUCAAAGGAAUACCAUAUCAACCCCAACAUGCCGAUAUAUGGUCUAUGGGGGUUGUUUUAUUUGCUAUGGUAUAUGGUAGACUACCUUUCGAUGACAGCAACUAUAGAGAAUUGAUUAAACAGGUUUCAAAUAAAGUUAAUUUUCCUAGAGAACCUAAAGUUUCUGGUGCUUGUAAAUCGCUUAUAAAUAAAAUUCUGGCUCCAUUAAAAUCCAGGAUACGUAUUAGUGGAAUCCGUAUUGAUCCCUGGUUUGUACAUAUGCACACAGUUCCAAGCCAAGAGAAACCGGAAACUAGUAAAUCUAUAUCAGAAGAAAGAAAGUUAUCCAUACCGAGUAAAGAUCUACAACCACCGAUGUUAAUAACGAAGCCUCAAUUAGAAGCCGCUGCUAAACCGAAAGUUAAAGGUAGAAGAAGUACAGUGGAAGAAACCGGGCUAUUAACCAAAUAUCCAGAUACUGAAAGUUUAUCGGCUAAUACGACAGAUACUCCUGAUAAUAUUUCUUGA